Molecule: messenger RNA, 1083 nt
Organism: Actinia tenebrosa (Australian red waratah sea anemone)
Lineage: Eukaryota; Metazoa; Cnidaria; Anthozoa; Actiniaria; Actiniidae
Source: RefSeq, a predicted model, not a curated record
UCUGAGCGGACGCCAUCUUGGUUUUGCAAAUCAAUAAGAGAGUUUUUUAGAUCUUUUUUAUCGGGUUUCUCAUUGUUUACUUCUUAAUUCGUAUCUUUAGAAAUGUCUUUUCAACCGGGGGAUCUCAUUUGGGCGAAAAUGAGGGGCUAUCCUCACUGGCCUGCUCGAAUUGAUCUUCCAGCUGCUAAUGAAAAGAUUCCAGCUAAGAAAUAUCCUAUCUUCUUUUACGGAACACAUGAGACAGCUAUAAUGCAGGCAAAGGAUUUAUUUGAUUACGAGAAACACAAAGACAAAUAUUCCAAACCAUCAACCAGAAAGUUUUUCAGUGAAGCACUGGAGGAGAUAGUGGAGGACCCUAAGGUCCGAUACGGUCUGCGUGGGGUGCCUGUGGAAUCUGAAUCUGAGGAGAGCUCUGGGUCUGAGGAUGAGGAAAAUGAAGAGGAAGAAGAAAAAGAAGAUACCAGUAAUAAUCAGAAACCGGUACAAGGCAAGCGUAGAAUAAGCACAGAAAAUAAAACACCAGCAAAGAAAAAAGCAAAGACAAGUAAAACAGAGGAAUCGGACAAUGAAGAGCCUGUAGACUCAGAUGAAGCAGAAGAAAGCUCCGAAUCAGAAGGAGAGGAGUAUGUACCCGAACCCAAAAGCAAAAAGAAAAAGGAAACACAGCCCAAAACUAAAGCCACAAAAAGUAAAGGCAAACCUACCCCCAAGAAAUCCAAGAAAAUGAUAAGUAGUGACGAAAGCAGUGACGAUGAUGAAGAUGAAAAAGACGACGAGGACUCAAGUAAAAAAGUAGAAAAAUCUAAGAAAUCCGAUUCUGAAGAUAGUUUGUCAUCAGAAGAGGAAAAGAAAAGUAACAAAUCAAGUGAGGAGAAAAAUGAAUUAAAACCAAAGCAGUCGUCAUCAGACAGAAAGACUAAACAGAAGGAUGAAGAAAAUGACAGCAGCGAAGAAACAGAUGAAGACAAAAAGAGAAAGAAAGAAGAAAUGGAAAGAAGAAAACAGGAAAAACUGGAAAAGAGAAAGGAGGAAUUGAAAGAGAAGAAAAGAAAGGAAAAACUCGAACAGAAGAAAGGGCUUUAA